Messenger RNA from Penicillium macrosclerotiorum, 798 nucleotides. RefSeq lists its product as uncharacterized. The transcript is spliced from 2 exons. The record is from RefSeq and is a predicted model, not a curated record. Bases 1 to 798 code for a protein of 265 amino acids. NCBI's taxonomy places the organism in Eukaryota, Fungi, Ascomycota, Eurotiomycetes, Eurotiales, Aspergillaceae.
AUGGGUCAACGGAGCAAAGUGCUGGACACAGAUGGUCCAACCCCCAAAUUUCUCUAUGCCAUCAUCAAGCAGCUUGACUUGAAGACCAUUGACUGGAAUCGAGUGGCCACGGAGCUUGGAGUCUCAAAUGGCCAUGCAGCCCGAAUGCGAUACUCAAGAUUCCGGUCACAAAUGGACGGACCGUCUCCAAGGUCCAUCAAAAGAAAAAACGCAAAGAAAUCUGGCAAAGGAGAAAAGGGAGAAGCUACUCCUGCGAAAGGCAAAAGGUCCUCAUCCAUGAUGCCCUCAGUCCCCCCGGAUUUAUUACCGAAAGCGGAGCCUAUGGAGCUGUCAAUCUCACCUUCUCACUUCAACUUCAAUCCCUUUGUCAAAUACGAACCUGGCAGUCAGCCCCCUACCGAGCCUCAGCCUCUUUCUGAAAACACCGAAGGCUCUUAUCCGGGUCUGUCACAGAUGAUGCCACCACACUGUAUCCACAUGCCAGCUCAGCCAUUUCAGUAUGUCUCAAGUGGCAUUCCGUUCCCCUUGACAUCUGGGUCCUCGCCCUCGAUGUCUCUAUCGAGUGUGUCGCCGUUUCAGAGCAUCUACAAUCCAUUUCAUAUGCCCCAAGAGAUAAGCAUGCAAGACUUUCAUUCGCAGCUCUCCGCUAGUCCCUCCAAUACCCAAGCCUGCACCUGGGAUGCCACAACACAGCUGGGGAGAGAAUCGAUCCCAAUACCAGUGAAAAUCAAGGAUGAGCCCGACAACCACGGGAGUUGUGUGAUUCAGAUUGAAAGAACCCAGGAGAUUAACUCUUGA